This is a messenger RNA of Pochonia chlamydosporia 170, 1545 nucleotides long. RefSeq names its product sugar transporter. Bases 1 to 1545 code for a protein of 514 amino acids. Gene Ontology annotation, cellular component: membrane. The transcript is spliced from 7 exons. The record is from RefSeq and is a predicted model, not a curated record. Lineage: Eukaryota; Fungi; Ascomycota; Sordariomycetes; Hypocreales; Clavicipitaceae. Gene Ontology annotation, molecular function: carbohydrate:proton symporter activity. Gene Ontology annotation, biological process: transmembrane transport; carbohydrate transport.
AUGUACAAAAUAUGGAACAUAUACGUGCUUGCCGCCUUCGGCACCAUAGGAGGCAUGCUCUUCGGCUUCGACAUCAGCUCCAUGAGCGCAUGGAUCGGCUCAGACCAAUACCUCGAAUACUUUGGCCAUCCCGGAUCGACUGAACAGGGAGGCAUCACCGCUUCCAUGUCAGCGGGUUCUUUCGUGGGCGCCUUGCUUGCCGGACUUUUUGCCGACUGGCUCGGACGUCGAGGAGCCUUGAAAGUCGCGUCUGUCGUUUGGAUCGUUGGCGCGGCUUUGCAGUGUUCCGCGCAGAAUGUCGGCCAUUUGAUCGUGGGUAGAGUAGUGAGCGGCUUUGCUAUUGGUAUUACCAGCUCGCAGGUCCUGGUGUACUUGGCCGAGCUGGCGCCGUCUCGUAUCAGAGGCAGAAUCGUCGGAAUCCAGCAGUGGGCUAUUGAAUGGGGCAUUCUCAUCAUGUAUCUCAUUUCUUACGGCUGCUCCAUCAGCAUCAAGACUUCAUCCGCCUUCCGCAUAGCAUGGGGCGUCCAGGCGGUGCCUGGUCUGAUCCUCUUCAUUGCUCUGUUCUUCUUCCCCGAAUCACCAAGAUGGUUAGCUUCCAAGGACAAAUGGGAAGAGGCGCAUGAGAUCUUGGCGAAUCUACAUGCCUCAGGAGAUAUGAGUAACCCAACGGUUAUCGCCGAGUUGGAAGAAGUGCGAGAGGCGGUUCGAAUUGCGGCCGAAUCCAGCCACAUUGGCUAUCUUGGCUUAUUUGCGCCUGGCAUUUGGAAGCGCACUCUUGUGGGUGUUAGUGUUCAGAUUUGGCAGCAGCUCCUGGGAGGGAACAUUAUGCUGUACUACUUGGUUUACAUUUUUGAAAUGAGUGGUCUGCAUGGCAAUGUGGCCCUUACAUCAUCUAUUAUUCAAUAUGCUAUUUUCCUAGCCACCACGGGCGCAAUCUUGCCAGUCAUUGAUCGCUUAGGUCGCCGGCCGUUGCUUAUCAGCGGCGCCAUUAUUUGCGGAAUCCUUCACUUCACGACCGGUGGUGUCAUGGCUGUCUACGGACAUCAUGUUGAUAGUGUGAACGGAAACGACAUAUUAAAAUGGUCUAUUUCCGGAUCGCCAGCCAAGUCGGUCAUCGCCUUGGCAUACAUCUUUGUUGGCGUCUAUGGCUUGACCUGGGCACCAGUUGCCUGGAUCUACUGCUCCGAGGUAUUUCCUCUCAAAUACCGAGCCAAAGGCGUCGGGCUGUCCGCCGCCGGGAAUUGGAUAUUCAACCUUGCGUUGGCUUUCUUUGUUCCUCCUGCAUUCACCAACAUUCAGUGGAAGUCUUACAUGAUUUUUGGUACCUUUUGCAUCGUCAUGACAGUGCACGCAUUCUUCAUGUACCCCGAAACAGCACAGAAGUCACUUGAAGAAAUUGAUGUUUUGUUUGAUCAGAACAUACCAGCAUGGCGAAGUACUAAUGCUGGGCAGACUUUUGAGGAGAGGGUGGCAGAGGUACGUCGCACGGGAGGCAUUGCCGAGUUGAAGCGUGGAGAGGGCGCCGUCCACCAUGAAGACGCAUGA